UUUGGGGACUUCAGUUCUGAGCCUGAACUCACUGAAACUGUCCACAUCCAAAGACUGAGCGAUGGACUGUGGAGGGACGAUGGAGGUGGCGGCGCUCGGUCGACCUUUCUGCCUCGGGAUGUUUUACGACUGCCGCAGAGACUUACUCGUACCUGGAAUGACACUGUGGGACCACGAUGACCUGAAAAAUCACAUACGAGAAAAGCCACAGAACUAUAGCGAUUUUGAAAUAGUUGCAUCAGAAACGAUUGAGGACAAAUCUUCAGCUCUAAAUGUUGAAGCAUCCCUGAAGGCCAGUUUCUUGAGUGGGCUGGUUGAGGUUGACGGUUCUGCCAAGUACCUGAAAGACAAGAAGGCUUCCAGAAAUCUGGCCAGGGUCACACUGCAGUACAAGGCUACCACAAAGUUCCAGGAACUGUCAAUGAAUCAUCUCGGACGAGGCAACAUGAAGCAUCCGUAUGUGUUUGAUAAGAGAAUAGCAACACAUGUAGUCACGGCUAUUCUUUAUGGGGCACACGCCUUCUUUGUCUUUGACCGUGAGGUGUCAGAAAAAGAAGAUCACCAAGACAUUCGGGGCAAAUUGAAAGCAAUGAUCAAGAUGAUCCCUGGUCUUGCUAUUGAGGGUGAAGCUACCCUGAAAAUGGAAAACAAGGAAAUGGUUGAGAAAUUCUCCUGCAGAUUCUAUGGAGACUUCUCUCUUCCUAAACCCCCAUCAUCCUUUCAGGAUGCCAUACAGGUUUAUCAAAGCCUGCCGAAGUUGCUGGGACUCAGUGGAGAAAAUGCGGUGCCAGUGAAGGUCUGGUUGUUGCCACUGACAAUUUUAGAUUCUUCUGCUGCUCAACUUGUUUGUCAGAUACAUAUAAGAUUAGUUCAGGAGGCUCAAAGAGUCCUGGAGGACAUGAGUGAGCUGGACAUCAGAUGCAACGACGCAAUGAGAACAACGACUGCACAGCAGUUCCCGCAGAUCUGCAAAAAACUGAAACUCUUCAAAGAAAAAUGCUCCGAGUUCAAGCUUGAAUUUCAACUGAACUUGAAAGGGAAACUUCCUGCAAUCCGAGAAGGAGGUGAAGAGGAGGCUUCACUCACAGAAAUCCUGAUGAAGAGACAUUCGUCUCCUUUCAACAGUGAACACCUGACUGAGUGGUUGGACUGUAAAGAGAGAGAAAUAUGCGUUUUAAAAUCUGUCACCAACAUGAUGAAAAACACAAAGAUUGUCCCAUCUCAGAAUGGUCUUCACGAGGAAACUCUCAGUGCAGAGCACGCUGUGUGUUUUGUCUUUACCUCACUAGGAAAUGCUGAACCGUACCUCUUAGCUUUAUCAAACUAUGCAAAAAUAACAACCAAACCAGACGACCCUCAAGAUCCACAAGCUUACGAUGUAGAGAAGGAGCAAUGGUAUCUUUCAAGUGAAGUAUCUGACACAAUGAGGAAACAAGCAAAGCUCUUCAGUGAUUUUGCAGAGUCCAACAAGGAGAACAAGAACAUUAAGUUCCUGUCAAUGGGUUUGACAAAUGAGACAUUAAAAGGUUCCAGCAUCUACCUUUAUAAAGACGGCUCCUGUGUUAACGACAGCUUUCAACCACCUUCAAAACCUGAAACUGUGACAGUAAGCAACAUAAGCCACAACACAGUGACACUGCAUAUUUCUCCUCCCAAAUGUGGAGCGGAGGACGUCACCUCCUACUCUGUUGAGUACUGUGUCCGUGGAGAGGAUGGAUGGCAACAGAAGAUGGUGUUAAAGGCUGAGGAGGUCAAAGUGAGCGACCUGAAUCCUAACACAGAGUAUGUGUUCAGAUGCAGAGCUGUCACCUCAGUAGGAGUCGGACCAGUCCAUGAGGUCAGUGGAACCAUUAAAACUCUGCCCUGCAGCCCUCCUGGAAAACCCCAAGUGGAAUCAAACUCAAGUGAAAUAUCUGUUAGCUGGCAGAGACCUGCUGAGGUUGGACGAGAUGUCCAGCAGCUGAGCUACAUCAUAGAGUACGCCCAAACAGACAAUGGGGUGAAAAGUGAAGAUCUGCAGUGGAGCCAAACAAUGUCAAGAGCUGAAAGGGCGAUCAUUUCAGGGCUCAAGUCAGAGACAGAGUAUGUUGUCAGGGUCAGAUGCGACUAUGGUGUCGCUGGCAGGAGCAAGGAAAGCAUUGCUGUUAAUGUCCACACAACAAAACUCUCCCUUCUCACUGAAUCACUCAAACGUACAAGUGAAAGGAUUAAUUCUGAAUCCCCAUACAUUUACAAACUGCCCCUGACAGAAGUCGACGUGAACAUAGGAGAAUGCCGAAGGUUUAACUUUGGCAAAGAAGGCCUGAGGAGAAACCGCAGCAUAAUUCUUUUAGAAGUACCGGGAUCAGAAACGUCCACUCUGAUCAAUGGAAUGAUCAACUACAUUGUGGGUGUAGAGUGGAAGGACAAUUUCCGAUUCAAGUUAAUUGACGAGGCUCAGUUAAGUUGUCAAGUGAAAGGUCAGACCUCGGAAGUGGUCGAGUACAAAAUCAACCACCAGGACGGUUUUAAAAUCGACUACUCACUGACCAUUGUUGACAUUGCAGUCGAAGGCCGACCACAGAAGUAUCUGUACAAUCUCUCCACUGCUGAGCAAGGUGUCAAAGAAAUCAACGCAGUGUGUAUCGUAGCUCCGGCUGCUUUAACACAACUCACACAAAGGCAGAAAUAUUUUUUGAAACGAUUUCUCUCAUGCAUCAAAAACAACGUGGCAGAAAAUGUCAGGGUUCUCGUGACAUUCGCAGAUGGCAGGCGUCCACCAGUUCUCGAGGCAAUCAGUGCUGCAGGUGUCCCGUGUCCGAAAGCAGAAGACGGACUGCCACUUCACUUCAAGUUCAAUAAUUCAGCAUUGUUUGCAAACAACAAAUCGUCUGCAGCAGCGAGCACGAGUGAAGACGACGAAAACGCAAACUACGAUCAGAUGUUUUGGAACGUGGGGACAAAAAGCAUGAAGAUGUUUUUUGAUACUGUGAAUGAAAUGGAAAGCUUGAUAAUUAGCGAGGCACAUUCAAUUAUUCAUCUUUCGGAAUUACUCAGAGACAUUGGCCAUAAAUUGGAUCAAGACCUCUGAUCACUCCUGCACAAACUCUGACUACAAAUGACGUCAUCACCACAAGAUGGCAGCGUUCGUAUCGGAGAUGUUUUGGCUUCAUUUUGCAGAGUGGGAGGAAGUGGAGACGUGUCGUCCGUCUUUAUUUACAGUCACUGAUUGUCUGUAGAUAAAGUGACCAAGUAAAACUUAGCUCUAAAUUGAUAUUUCAGUUCUUUGUAUUUGCUUUUAACAAAAAAUGAAAACAGAGAUUUAUGCCGUGUUCCAUUGCAGCUCAGAACUCGGAAUGAUGUCACACCUGAAAAACCUGAGUUGAUAGGAACAAUGUGUACGUUAGCCAGCUAGCCAUUAUUUGCAAAACCAGUUCAUGAUGACGCAUUACGUGGCAUUUCAUGCAUACCCACCCCGUCCACAGACAGUAACUGGACGCUAGCUGUACGACACAUUUAAUCAAAGUUGUGUUAAUAAACAGUUAAAACUUCAGCUUUCAUUACUGCUGCUGCAUGGAUUUUAAAGUUGGGGGUGGUGAGGCUCCUCCCACUUUCUGAGUCAAAAUUCCAACUUGAGGGGGCGUGCCAGUUGCAACUUCCGAGGUCUGUCAUUCUGAGGUGUAAUGGAACGCAGCAUUACAGUGUGUGGUGACAGAUAUAAAAUACACAUGUUUAUAUAAAACUCUAUAUGUGGUAUAAAACAUCAGGAUAGUAACUUCACAAAAUGUACAUUAUUCACGUUAUCCGCUUCCGUUUUAUUUUGACAUUUUUAACAGGUGACGUGAUGGUUCACUCGUUAGAUGAUGACCAACAAAGUCUCUGUUACCAUGUUUACUUUUAGCUGUUGAACCAUCGGAUCAUUUACUCAACAACCUCACAUGGACAUAAUGAAAGCCCUUCGUCUGGAACCGAGGCUCUAAGGACAGAGCGUGUCACUUCCUGUACAGAUUGUAAAGCCCUCUGAGGCAACAUGUGUUUGUGAAUUUGGGCUGUACAAAUAAGAUCUGAUUUGAUGAUUUGAUUUGAUUCUCCCAGGCGGUUCCCUGGUGCCAUCCCAGCAUGCUUUGCCCCUCUCCUCUACAUGAUCGUCAGCUUUAACUGUGCAGUCGUAAAUCUCCCUCUUCUCUUCCACAAAACACCUCUGCUGUCUUUGCGCCAUGUUGACUCUGUUAUUGGUGAUGAACAGGAAGCAGCUCAGGAGGCUCAUGUUGUCGUCAACGUUACGACCAAGUGACAGUAAAUCUGAAGUUUCCCCUCGGCGAUGAAACAGUGUGGUUGUGUGUCAGAGUCAGAUGUUACUUCCUGCUGAUUAGUCGGGAUGUGACAAUGCACACGUUUGGUAACUUUUCUCUAAAUAAUAUUUUAUUUCUAUAAUACUACAAACGGUGCCUGUGAGGGGGCGGGGCUAAUACUGUGAGGAUGUUGAUGAGGUGUUUUGAGAGAAUAUCGACCAAUCGGACGUCUUUUCCUCAAACAAAAAUGUUGACCCACUGUUACAGAUGAAUUUUAUACGUUAUUGAUUAAUACAAAGAUAUUGAUUGUAACUCCCCCUCCUCCUCUUCCUCCUCUCAGCUGUUUUUCUUCUGCAACAGAGAAAAUGUAAAUGAGCUGCGACUGAUGCUGGAGGUAAAAUCAGCAACUUUAAUUAAAAAAUUAGCAGCAAACAAACAAAACAAAAACCUACGAACGAUUAAAGGAAAAACAACCUGAAGCAGCAGCAGCGGAAUCUUUUCAUCUGAUUUAAUGAUCAAACAUGAAUUAAUGUGAGAUUACACAAACACACAUCAGCCAUGUGCGUCUGCUGGGGCGUCAUUAAUAACCAAUAUUUUCACAUCAAAUACCGACUUUGAUCCAACAAACACUGGUUCAUCCUCAGGAGAGACGAGACGCUCAGAAGAAUCUAACUGUUUCAUCAUUUUGACUUUUUCGUUUCAACAAAAACAA
Molecule: messenger RNA, 4983 nt
Organism: Paralichthys olivaceus (Japanese flounder)
Lineage: Eukaryota; Metazoa; Chordata; Actinopteri; Pleuronectiformes; Paralichthyidae
Product: forkhead box protein B1-like
Biological process (GO): regulation of transcription by RNA polymerase II; cell differentiation; anatomical structure morphogenesis
Molecular function (GO): RNA polymerase II cis-regulatory region sequence-specific DNA binding; protein binding; DNA-binding transcription factor activity, RNA polymerase II-specific
Source: RefSeq, a predicted model, not a curated record